Messenger RNA from Arachis duranensis, 774 nucleotides. Its product is annotated as pathogenesis-related protein PR-1. The record is from RefSeq and is a predicted model, not a curated record. NCBI's taxonomy places the organism in Eukaryota, Viridiplantae, Streptophyta, Magnoliopsida, Fabales, Fabaceae. Gene Ontology annotation, cellular component: extracellular region.
CUUCUAUCUCCUACUGAAUCACAUUGUCCCUCUUCACAAACCUCUACUGCUACAAUGAGCCACCCCACACAUUCUCUGUGGUGCUUCGCCACCGUCACCAUCACCCUCCUUCUAUUGUUGGCCUCAUACUAACUCAAAAUCGACAAAGGAGCCUAGCAAGCCAGUUCCUAGUCCCCCAGAAUGCCGCACGGUCCGUACUGCGGUUGCGUCCGCUGACGUGGAGCGCAAAACUCACGCGCUACGCGCAGUGGUACGCGAACCAGAGGCGCAACGACUGUGCGCUGCAGCAUUCGAACGGACCGUACGGCGAGAACAUAUUCUGGGGGAGUGGAACUGGGUGGAGCCCGGCCCAAGCGGUUGACGCUUGGGUGUCGGAGCGGCAAUACUACAACUAUUGGCGCAACUCUUGCGCCAAUGGUGAAAUGUGUGGACAUUACACUCAAGUUGUUUGGAGCUCAACUAGGAAAGUUGGGUGCGCUGUGGUUACAUGCAAUGGUGGUAAGGGUCAGUUCAUGACAUGUAACUAUGAUCCUCCCGGAAACUACAUCGGAGAAAGGCCUUAUUGAAAGUGAAAGCUACGUUUCAAGAGUGUGGCGGGGUGGAGACAAGUCAAUAAUGUCAUAGUCCCAUUAUUAUUGUUAUAGCUGGCUCUGUGUGCCAUGUGGGUUUUCAUAUGAGGCCUAUGUCUCUUGCCUUAAAUCAUUUAUGGCUCAUCUGUAUCUUUGUCUUUCUUCUCCUUGCUUAAUAUUAUACUAUAUACUAUAUAAUUUAACA